Molecule: messenger RNA, 1738 nt
Organism: Panicum hallii
Lineage: Eukaryota; Viridiplantae; Streptophyta; Magnoliopsida; Poales; Poaceae
Product: plant UBX domain-containing protein 10
Exons: 4
Coding region: 179-1588 (469 amino acids)
Cellular component (GO): endoplasmic reticulum
Molecular function (GO): ubiquitin binding
Source: RefSeq, a predicted model, not a curated record
GGGGAGAGGAGAGCAGACGUCAGCACUGACCCGUCUCCCUCCCGGUCCCGGCUCCCGCAAGGCCGCAACCGCAUCUCUCCCGUCUUCUCGACUCUCCCUACUUUCUAACCACCACCACCGCCACCGCCGUCCCCAAUCCCCAAACCCUAGCCCCGCCCUGCCCUCGCCGCCGGCGGCCAUGGCCGAGACCGUCGACGACAAGGUCAGCUACUUCCAGGCCGUCACCGGCAUCUCCGACCCGGACCUCUGCACGGAGAUCCUCGCCGCGCACAACUGGGACCUGCAGGUCGCCGUGUCCUCCAUCACCGCCAACCCCUCCUCCCCCUCCGCCUCGGCCUCCACGUCCUCGCGCGAGCAGGGCCCGUCCGCCCCGCUGGUGGAUGCGGAGUUCGUCGCGCCCCCGCCGCCGAUGCCGCCGGCGCCCCAGCAGCUGCAGCAGCAGCAGCCGGGGAUCGCGUGGAAGCUGGUGACGCUCCCCUUCUACGUGGUCUCGGGAGGGGUCGGCCUCGUCGCCGGCACCUUCCGCCUCGGCGCCUGGGUCGCCGGGGGCGUGCUGUCGCGCUCCCUCUCCCUCCUCGGCCUCGCGGGGCAGGGCGGCGGCGACCGCCUGCUUGAGCUGCCGCCGUCCGCCGCCGAGGCGGCUGAAUUCGUCGCGGAGUUCGAGCGCGAGUUCGGCGCCGGCCGCGGCCCGCGCUUCGUGGCCGAGGGGUUCGCCGACGCGCUGCAGCGAGCGCAGCGGGAGUUCAAGCUCCUGUUCGUGUAUCUCCACUCUCCUGAUCACCCGGAUACCCCCGCCUUCUGCGGGGGCUGCCUCUGCUCCGAGCCCGUCGCGGCCUUCAUAGAUGAGAACUUCGUUGCCUGGGGCGGUAGCAUAAGAAGGACCGAAGGGUUCAAGAUGAGUAACAGCCUGAACGCGUCGAGGUUCCCCUUUUGUGCUGUGGUCAUGGCUUCUACGAACCAGAGAAUCAUGCUAUUGCAGCAGGUUGAAGGGCCUAAAUCGCCUGAAGAGAUGAUAACAAUUCUUCAACGGGUUGUUGAAGAAUGUGCUACAUCACUCGUUGCUGCCAGGAUUGAAGCUGAAGAGAGACUAAAUAACCAGCGUUUACGUGAAGAGCAAGAUGCUGCUUACAGAGCUGCACUUGAAGCUGACCAGGCCAGGGAACGUGAAAGGCUAGAGGAACUGGAAAGACGUGAAAGAGAGGCGGCAGAAGCUGAGAGAAAACGUAAAGAGGAAGAGGAAGCUCUAGCGAGGGCUGCCCAAGAAGCAGCUGAAAAGGAAGCUGCUCUUGCAAGGAGAAGGCAAGAGAAAGCCAUGGCUCUUGGAGCUGAACCUGAUAAAGGGCCUGGCAUUACUCGGGUUCUCAUAAGAUUUCCGACUGGAGAACGCAAAGAGAGGAGAUUCCACAGCUCUGCCCCCAUCUCUUCGCUCUAUGACUAUGUUGAUUCUUUGGAUUGCUUGAAAGCAGAGAUGUACAGCCUAGUUUCGAAUUUCCCACGGGUCACAUACGGUCCAGAGAAGCACUCCCUGACCCUGGAGGAAGCAGGCUUGCAUCCACAGGCGAGCCUGUUUAUCGAGAUAGAACAAUGAUGUUGUAAGUUCAGAAAACCAAAACUCGCAAGUAUAGGUGCUCCUUUUUCGAAUUUGUUCAGCAACAGUUAAAGGAUUUCCAGAUGUAUUACACCACAGGUGCAUGCUGCUUUUGUACUCGGUUCAUUCAAUAAAUUCACCUUCACCAUG